CGAGUAAAUAUCGAAAAUCACUCUCGUACGAUCGAACAAAAUUAAUCGAAUUACGGAUAAAAUAUUUCUGUAAUAAAGAUAAUUAGCUUUUUAUCGUUUUUAUAGUUUACACGUUGGAUUAUGAAGUUGUUUGCGAGAGAAGAAUUAGAAGAGAAGUUGCAGCGAUUAAGGAAAAGUUUUGCUAUAUUUUAUAACCUGGAAUGGUGGAGUGUAAUCUUCCUAAUAAUUUCCUAAUGUCGUUUGCAUCGAUACUGCAGUGGAGUCAAUCAAAGAUGCUUAAAAUGAGCCUGAUGCAAAGGAAUCUACUAUCAUGCUUGAUGAGCCUCUAUUUCCUUUUUGUGAGCGAGGCUUAUCAGAGGAAGGAUGGCAACAAGGAUGGUUCGAAAUUGAUAAGGAUUAAUGGCGAUAUUAUUCUUGGCGGAAUUUUUCCUAUGCACGAACAGGUAUGGGUAAGAUCACGUGGUGCUGGUACAAUCGGUGAAUCACCUUGCGGUGCAGUAAAGGAAGAAAAAGGUGUGCAACGAUUAGAAGCAAUGUUAUAUGCAUUAGAUGAGAUCAAUGGUGAUCUUGAGCUUCUACCAAACACAACAUUGGGUGCAUUAAUAUUAGAUUCAUGUAGCAGCGAGACGUAUGCUCUUGAUCAGAGUAUGGAGUUUAUGAGAUCUUAUAUGAACCAGGACAUUUCGGAAUACAAGUGCGAAGAUAAUAAACCACCUAUAUAUAUGCCCCAUAAACCAGUAACCGGAGUAAUAGGAGCUUCCUUCAGUGUAGUUUCCAUCAUGGUUGCUAAUAUUCUAAGACUUUUUAAGAUACCCCAAGUGAGCUAUGCGUCAACCAGUACUGAAUUAUCGGACAAAAGUCGUUUCGAGUAUUUCAGUAGAGUCGUACCACCAGACAGUUUUCAAGCGCAGGCCAUGGUCGAAGUGAUACAUCGUUUAGGAUGGAAAUAUGUUUCUACGGUGGCCGUCGAAGGUGAUUAUGGUGAAAAGGGCAUCGCCAGUUUUAUAUCGUUAUCCUUGGAAUACAACAUUUGCGUUGCUGUAAGCGAGAAGAUAUUACGAAAUUCGAAGACCGUAGACUUUGAUAGGAUCAUAGAGAGACUAAGCACGAAACAUAAUGCUCGAGGAGUCGUAUUGUUCGUUGAUGAAGAUAAUAUAAGAAAACUUCUUCAAGCUACAGUGAGAGCCAAUCGUACGGGUCACUUCAUGUGGGUUGGUAGUGACUCUUGGGGCGCUAAAGUUUAUCCGGUGAGAGAUCAAGAAUUUGCUGCGGAGGGUGCUAUCACUAUACUACCCUAUAGAACUGCUCUUCAAGGUUUUGACGAUUACUAUCUUAAUCUUCGACCAAGAAUGGCUAAUGAAUGUCAAGGACAAAGUGAAAAUAAUGUACCACACAAAUCAUUACCCGGAAAAAUAGUAAAUUGUAGGAACAUAUGGUUCCGGGAGUUUUGGUCGCAACAUCAUAAAUGCACUUUCAGUCAAAAUGCAUCGACCGAAAUGACGCGAUGUACUGGUACUGAAGAACUUAAGGAUUACGAACAAGAAGGACUAGUACCUUUUGUUGUUGAUGCUGUAUAUGCAAUGGCUCAUGGAGUUCACAACGUAAUAGAGGAAGAAUGCGUAAAUGAAUUUACUGGAAUGCAUUAUGUUUGCGAAGCUUUAAAGCCUGCACCCGAUGGCCAACAACUUCUACAGUAUAUCCGAAACGUUACCUUCUUUGGUCGUCAAGGUACAGAAAUUAAAUUCAAUACCAAUGGCGAUGCCUACGGGUUUUAUAAUAUCUAUCAAUAUCAACGUAACGAAGAAAAUCGUUUUGAUUACACUUUGAUUGGCACUUGGAAAGAAGAAUUGUUUUUUGAGAUCAAUAUGACCAGAUGGGCAACAGGAGCUGGUGAACUUCAUAUACCAAGAAGUUCCUGUAGUGAUAAUUGUCCUUUAGGUCACGUUAGAAAUUUCCAGGAAGCAUGUUGUUGGAGAUGUGUAGCUUGUCGAGAAGAUGCUUAUGUGUUCAACGACACUUGCAGCAGUUGCGGACCUGGAUACGCUCCUGACGAAACGAAAACAAGUUGCAUCAAACUAACAGCCGAAGUUAUAUCAUGGACGAGUCCUUGGGCAUUGGUACCACUAGUUUUCGCUUCCAUUGGCAUUCUCAGUACCCUUUUCACAACGUUUGUAUUCAUUCGAUUCAAUCGUACCCCAGUGAUCAUGGCUUCUGGUCGAGAACUAUGUUACGUUCUACUCGUUGGGAUUCUAUCUUGUUAUGGGAUGAGCUUCAUUAUACUGAGCAAACCAACAACAUGGAAUUGCACGUAUCUUCGUAUUGGUCUAGGCCUUUGCUUGAGUAUUUGUUACAGUGCAAUACUCACCAAGACUAAUCGUAUUUCACGUAUAUUUAAUCAAGGUACGAAAAGUAUCAAAAGACCUUCAUACACGUCGCCAAAGAGUCAAGUUGUUAUUGCUAUCGGGAUCACUGCAGUCCAACUGAUCGGUGCCAUCGUUUGGCUGAUUAUCGAACCACCUGACACUACAGAGAUCCAUCCGUAUCCACUCUCAGCUGUAUUAACAUGUCGUGUCUCAACGUUCUCUUUGAUGAUGUCUCUUGUAUAUAACAUGUUCCUCAUACUGAUGUGUACUUUGUACGCAUUUAAAACAAGGAAAAUACCAGAGAACUUCAACGAAGCUAAGUACAUUGGUUUUACCAUGUACUCUACCUGUAUAGUCUGGCUUGCCUUUGUACCAAUUUACUUUGGUUCGAAGAAUGACUACAAGGUAUCUAGCAAGUUGAUCAUUCAAAGAAAAUCAUUUACAGGACGAUUUACAGAAGUUUAUUCCAAAUAGGUCCAAAUAGCAAGCAUGUGUAUGUGUAUCAACAUCUCAGCGUCCGUUGCUCUUGGCUGUCUGUUCACACCAAAGGUUUAUCUUGUAUUAUUUCAACCUUACAAAAAUGUACGACCUGGUCCUAACCCAGGAGGUGUUCAUAGUAGUAAUAGACCAACAUUCAUGAUGCGAUUUUCGGGUGCGAGGAGUCAAACGAUGCAGAGCAUGACCUCAGGAUCACGUAGCAGCCCUCCCCCAUCACGAGCAUCUCGAAGUGAGCAAAAGCAUCCAAAUGGUGAAACUCAAGCACUGGCAAGCCCGUCAGUCGAAGAGACAUCAGUUAGCUAGGUCGCUCUCAUACACCUCCCUCCUUGUCCAGAGCAUCGUCCGAAGAUGCAUGAGACUGAGGUGGAGGUGUAUGUCGAUGAAGAAAUCAUAAGAACAACAGAGAAACUCUCGAUCGUUAGUGAAUUAUCAGAGUUGCCAGAUGUGCCGAGUCCUGACGAGGACUAUGACCUUGAACAGGUUCGAAAUCUAUCCAUCAUUUACUCUGACGUUAAGAAAAAGUCAUAAAUGAUUCUUUAAACGCGUUCACAAUUUCUUUUCGUUUAGGUAACUACGCCGAUCAACAGCAUCUCUGAAAAGAUAGAUGUCUCUACGAAAUUGAACGAUCGUUUGAACGAGGAACAUAUUGGACGUAUCUAUAGUGCAUCUCCAACAUUCUCCGAUUUUUCAUCAUAGUGGUCGACGUCAAUCGUUUCUUCAUUUCGUCGAAUUAUUCAAUUAUGAUCUAUACUCGAGUGCAACUUCGUACUCUCGAGAUAAAGUAGUAUAAAGAAAUCUUUUUACUAUUUCAAUCGGUAAGUAUGACUAUAAGAUCGUCCAAAAACACUUUUCAAAAAAUUUCGCAAAUGUUUUAAGGUUCUAAUCAAACAUAUGUAUUCAUACGCAUAUGUAAUGACCUAAUCGUUCAUUCAUAAAUGAUAUUUUUCAUAGUCAUUUCUUUCGUUGACAUCUUCGAAUAUAAUUCAGAAAACGGAUUAACGAUACUUGGUUCGUUUUUAUGAGAACAAUUUUGAUCCUAAUUAUUCGUUUUUAUCAUCUAUUUAUAGGGCGAAAUGUUUCUGUAAAAUAUACGAUAUAUGAUAUACAAUUGAUUUUUCAAUCGCGUUAAACGCAAUUAUAAUUAAUUAUCACGUCCGAUAAUUAAGACGAUAUUGUACAGAGUUAGAGGCAAAUUCUCACUUGCAGCACGAUAAGAAUUGCUAGGUAAGAGAAAAAACACUAUGAAUAAUGAUGAUAACGAUAGUUUUUAAUUCUAUAAAUAUUAUUGAUGAUCGUGUCUAUAUUCGUAGUAAGAGAAAUUAAUAGGUAUAAAGAAAAAUUCGAUUUUCCAUGUUUCUUUCAAUAUUGAUUUUUUUUGCAGAAAUACUAUUGCAUAUCGAAAAAAAAAGAAAAUGGAUUUAACUAUAGGACUAUAAGCGUCAAAUAUAAGACUCUUAAAUAUUUUCACGAACAUCGAUUUUAAAAUAUUUCUUCCUGAAUCGGCUGUAUUUCAUAUUUUUAUUGCAUCGUCUGUCUCGAAAAGCACUGCUGUUUUUUUGUAUGAUACUGUCUAAUAGAAUCUUUAUAUUAGAACAAAAGAAA
Messenger RNA from Vespula vulgaris, 4463 nucleotides. Its product is annotated as metabotropic glutamate receptor 7-like. Gene Ontology annotation, biological process: G protein-coupled glutamate receptor signaling pathway; regulation of synaptic transmission, glutamatergic. The record is from RefSeq and is a predicted model, not a curated record. The transcript is spliced from 16 exons. NCBI's taxonomy places the organism in Eukaryota, Metazoa, Arthropoda, Insecta, Hymenoptera, Vespidae. Gene Ontology annotation, molecular function: adenylate cyclase inhibiting G protein-coupled glutamate receptor activity. Gene Ontology annotation, cellular component: membrane.